AUGCUGUCACAACUUCGACAACCACUGAAACUACAGCCACAACAACUUCCACAAUUUAUCGCACCACAAGCGAUUGUGCUGUCUUACUGGAGGUCUUUACUUGAUAGAAAUACAAUUUUCUUCAAUUUAUUCGCAAUCAAUUUUCAAAAGUUUUAUCUCAGAAUAUAUUAUAAUUUCAUUCAAAUUCACUCUACCCGUAUUAUCUUUCUGUUCCUCCCUUUCGCUCGCUAUCUAUCUAUCUAUCUAUCUAUCUAUCUAUCUAUCUAUCUAUCUAUCUAUCUAUCUAAAUCUUUCUCUUCCGAUCUGUCAAUUUUGUUCUCUUUCGAUCUAUCUAUCUAUCUAUCUAUCUAUCUAUCUAUCUAUCUAUCUAUCUAUCUAUCUAUUUUCUUUCCUUCUACCUUCUCUGAUUUUUCUUUCAUUGAUCUAUCUAUCUAUCUAUCUAUCUAUCUAUCUAUCUAUCUAUCUAUCUAUCUAUCUUUUCCACUUUCCAUAUACUACAUUCUCUCAAAUUUUCGACUCUCACUUGAUCUAUCUAUCUAUCUAUUAAAUUUUAUCUUUCUAUCUUUCUUCUCUAUGAAUCUAUUAAUCUAUCUAUAUUUUCCUCUUUCGAUAGAUUAUUUUUCUCGGUCUAUCUAUCUAUCUAUCUAUCUAUCUUUUCCUCUAUUUCUCUGA
Molecule: messenger RNA, 672 nt
Organism: Acanthosepion pharaonis
Lineage: Eukaryota; Metazoa; Mollusca; Cephalopoda; Sepiida; Sepiidae
Source: the annotation of a GenBank genome assembly